AUGGAUGCAUGCGUGCGUCGAAGACACUGUCCUCAAUUGCCAUCUUCAGUCUCCCCUCUCUCAAUAGUACGGAAAGUGAGACCCCACGACCAUUGGUCAGUAUUGCGUGAUGAACGUCCACUACCACAACUACGUGCUUGUUCUUCUUGUUCUUUUGGCUACGGUUGUUCUUUCGAAUCAGGCGCAGGACACUGACGUACAACACCGAAAGGACUUGAACCAAAUCAACUACUACAAUUGGCUUCUUCACCGUCAUCGUACCGAACGACAGAAGAUCGAGAAAGUUAAUAAUGAUAUCAGAGAUGCUCGUCUUAUAAAACUGCAGCAGAUUCUUGAUAGCCCAGCUCCGCAAAAUGUCACCCUAAUCGCAACUCAAUCUGAUUUCUCGAGAAUCAGUCGUCUAGUGCAUCCAGUGAGCAACAAGCCAGUCACAGAUUCAGUUGAUGAACUCAACAAGGUUCUUGGUGUACACAGAAGACAAGCGAGAAAGGGAGCACAAAGCGAUGCAGCUGCACAGAAGCCAGAAGAUCUCGUCGAAUUCCAGAUUUCCGAGCGAGAAUAUGAGAAAUUCUCCAAAUUUUUCAAUAAUAGAACUAUGCGCAAAAAGGUCGCCUGAUUGGCUAGUAGGAAUUUAAAUUAUUCUAAUUUAUUUUUUUCUAAUAAACUAUUUAUAUAUU
This is a messenger RNA of Caenorhabditis elegans, 677 nucleotides long. It is a transcript of the gene F33A8.7, whose product is annotated as Neuropeptide-Like Protein. The transcript is spliced from 4 exons. The coding region runs from base 110 to 616 and encodes 168 amino acids. The record is from RefSeq and is marked reviewed. NCBI's taxonomy places the organism in Eukaryota, Metazoa, Nematoda, Chromadorea, Rhabditida, Rhabditidae.